CUAGAGAGGUCUCGAGCUCAAAUAAACCACUGGGUGAAGGAAAAGACCGAACAGAAAAUAGGUGAACUCUUGCCCAAGGGCAGUAUUAAAAAGGAGACAAAGAUGGUUAUUGCUAAUGCUGUCUACUUCAAGGGUGCUUGGGAUUUACCUUUUGAGAAGUCCAACACCAAAGAUGGCAAGUUUACUCUGCCUAGUGGUAAGAAGAAGGAUGUAAAGUUGAUGUUUAAGAAUAUCAAAAACGUAAUGUACUGUGACUUUGGAGAUCUGGACGCUAAGGCCGUUUGUCUUUCUUUCAAGGAUUACAGACUGCGUAUGUUCCUUCUGCUACCGAAUCAAGAAGAUGGACUACCACAGUUGUUGAAAAAGCUCUUCACUGUUGGUCCUACACCGGAUGGCUCUGGUGACAAGCGUUACCUGGAUAUGUUUCUCUCAUCCAUGUAUUAUUGCACACAAGAGGUCAAUUUAUACCUUCCGCGGUUCAAACUUGGCGAGGGUGACCCUUCUAUGGACCUUUUUCUAAACAUGGUGAAGUUGGGUGUCAGCAAGGUCUUCGAUGAUACCGUCGCUGACUUCUCGGGUUUGACUGACAUUUCGGGUCUCUAUGUGUCUUCGAUCUUUCAUUGUGCUGUACUAGAGGUGGGUAAAUAUCUUGCGAUUAAUUGUAGUACUACAAUUGGCGGUUGGAGAAUUCCCGUUCUAGAUAAUUUCUAA
This is a messenger RNA of Dibothriocephalus latus, 711 nucleotides long. NCBI's taxonomy places the organism in Eukaryota, Metazoa, Platyhelminthes, Cestoda, Diphyllobothriidea, Diphyllobothriidae. The record is from the annotation of a GenBank genome assembly.